This is a messenger RNA of Glarea lozoyensis ATCC 20868, 909 nucleotides long. Its product is annotated as Clavaminate synthase-like protein. The record is from RefSeq and is a predicted model, not a curated record. The transcript has 2 exons. Bases 1 to 909 code for a protein of 302 amino acids. NCBI's taxonomy places the organism in Eukaryota, Fungi, Ascomycota, Leotiomycetes, Helotiales, Helotiaceae.
AUGAACCGCGCGAACUUGAACACGCGCAUGCAAAUAGGAAAGGGCACAACGUUCCUCCCAGGAAAGAAAGAUCCAUCAGUAGCCAAGCAGAUAGAUCAUGUCCUGGAGCACGGCUACGUGAUCCUCCCAUCAAUUUUCACAAAGACGGAAGUUGACAACGCCAACGCUGAAUUGGAGCGCCUUGAAGCAUCGGUAUCAGGACCAGCUUCCAAAGGCGGUCGGAAUGCUUUCGAAGGGUUUCAAACUAAACGGGUAUAUUCGUUGCCUGAUAAGAGUCGAGCUUUCGACUGUUUCCCGAUACAUGAUACGAUUUUGAAAUUGAAUGAUUACUUCUUGCAGCCGAGUUACCUGUUGAGUAGUUUUCAUACCGUGGAUAUUGGGCCGGGAGAGAAACCACAGGGGAUUCAUACUGAUGACGGGCUCAUACCGCUACCUCGUCCGAGACCGUUGAUGGGUAUUGGCACAAUGGUAUCCCUCGACGAUUUCACCGCAACAAACGGCGCCACCACCUUAAUCCCUGGUUCCCAUCUCUGGGACGACCACCAAGAACCAAACCGCGACGCAAUGAUCUCCGCCAUCAUGCCUGCCGGCUCCGUAGUCUACUUCCUCAACACGCUCUGGCACAGCGGCGGCGAGAACACCAGCAACGGUCGUCGUAGAUCUUUGACAGUGCAGUACUGUCAACCGUGGAUUCGUCCGUAUGAGAACUUUACUGUUGCGACGGGAUGGGAGGAUCUGGACCAAAUCCCGAAGAGGUUGCUCGCGCUGAUGGGCUUUAGUACGCAUGAGUUUAUGGGGUAUGUGGAUGGGAGAAGUCCGAGAGCUGGCGUCGAGAUGAGGAAGAAGAGGUUGAUUGAGUGGGGGAUCAAACAGGAGGAGGAAAAGAAGGGUGGGAGUUCGAAAUUGUGA